CCGGCGAUAUUAGCUAGCACUCGCUCACGGUAUUCUCUGCAAAAGGGAAGACGGCAACUCAAGAAAAUCAACACCUGGAUUGUUAAAAGGACUGUACCUCAAUUCAUUAUUACCGACCGAGGAAGGAUUAUUAAGCUGUAAACGUUACAAGCGACGUUUAAUAUUUUUGUUGGGUGUCUGUUGUCUCAUGAUGGAAGAAAACGGUGCACAUUUCUUUGAGGGGACCGAGAAGCUGUUGGAGGUGUGGUUCUCUCGGCAGGAUGAGACCAAAGGAACCGGGGACCUCCGUACCAUCCCAAGGUUUGAGUGGGACAAACUUUUGGAGAAUGUGCAUUGUUUGAUCAUAAGUGUGACAAAGACUGACAAGCAGGAAGCUUAUAUACUCAGUGAGAGUAGCAUGUUUGUCUCCAAGAGACGUUUCAUUUUGAAGACGUGCGGAACCACCCUCUUGCUGCAAGCACUGGUCCCUCUGCUGGAACUGGCCAGGGAGUACUGCGGCUUUGACGCCAUCGAGAAUUUCUUCUACUCCCGCAAGAACUUUAUGAAGCCAACUCAUCAAGAGUUCCCUCAUCGAAACUUCCAGGAGGAGGUGGACUUUCUCAGCCAGAUUUUCCCAAAUGGUGCAGCCUACUGCAUGGGCCGUAUGAACUCUGACUGCUGGUACCUCUUCACCCUGGACUUGCCAGAGUUCUGGGAAAACAAGCAUGCAGAUCAGACAUUGGAAGUUCUGAUGAGUGACCUUGAACCAGCCAUUAUGGACCAGUUCUUUAUGAAAGAUGGUGUUUCUGCAAGUGAUGUCACUCGUAUGAGUGGAAUUCGUGACCUGAUACCAGGUUCUGUGAUCGACGCCACAAUGUUCAACCCAUGUGGAUACUCAAUGAAUGGAAUGAAGACUGACGGAACAUACUGGACCAUCCACAUUACUCCUGAGCCGGAGUUCUCCUAUGUCAGCUUCGAAACCAACCUCUCCACAACGUCGUAUGAUGAUUUGGUUCGGAAAGUGGUAGAUGUGUUCAAGCCAGGAAAAUUUGUGACUACCCUUUUCGUCAAUCAGAGCUCCAAAUGUCGCAGUGUCUUUACUUCUGCCCAGAAACUUGAGGGCUACAAGCGUCUCGACCGCCAGUUGGCUCAGUUCAAUGAUUACAAUUUUGUCUUCACCAGUUACGCCAAGAACCGGCAGCAGAACCAACAGAGCUGAGGGUUGAGGAUGAGGAAGAGAAAGAGGCAUAAAAAGAAAGGCGGCUGCACGGGGCUGUCCCGCCGCAGCCGGCCUUAUCCCCCAGUAGAGAGCUUGUUGUCCUCCUCCUUCCCCCUCGUCCUCCACCUCUGCUGCAGUCAUCAUUCAGAAUCUGCUGGUGCUGAUGCUGAUGCAGUCACUAGCCCUAGUUUAAUCUCCAGUUUGAGUUUUUUGCAUUGUUGUACCUGUGACUUAGAUCUCUUGCAUGAAUGCUCUUUUCUCUGUUUUGAUAUUCUAGCUCACUCUUGCUGUGAUCUUGAAGUGCAUGUAGAGGAAUUAAACACGCUCUGUUUGAGGCUGUCCACCUGUGCCCAGUACAAUAGUCCAUUCCUGCAGGUCUCCCCCCUCAUCCCCCACAGACAAGGCUUCCGCCCGCACUAGGCCUGGGCCCUGACAUGCUCAGAUCCGUCUGCCUCUUUAUGAACCCAACCCGCGCCGACUGGUUUGCUUUCCAGUGUGACAAUUAAUAUUAAUUAAUCACUAUCAAUGAUUGUGAGCACUUUAAACCCAGUUUACUCAUGAUACUAAAAUGAGGCCAAACUUUUGCCUCAGGUGUUAUUGAAUGUAUAAGUCCUGGUAAGCUUUUGGCCAUUCUUAUCGUUGUCGCUUUUCAUAUUAGAGUUUUGUUGAAAACGAAUGCUAUACCUGCUGUUUGUCAAUAUUGGAUUGGUUUGCAGUAUGUUGGUCAGUGUGGUCUUUGCUUGCUGUAAACUGCACUAGAGCAGAUUUCUGCUUUGCUGGGCUUUGAAGCAGUGCACCUGCAUGCUUUCAAUAAUUCGUGCUUCCUUACCUGUACAAUCAUUUAGUUUGUGUGGAUACAAAUGGACAAGCUUUUAAAGUUGUAUGCCUGGAAAAUGUAUUUAUGUAUGAAUCAUUUAAGAUAUACGCACUUUUUGGCACCCAAGCUUCUGUGUUUUACAGUGUAUCUAUAAGAAGCUUCUGGGUCUUUAAUCCCCCACCCCAAAUUUCAUUGAACUCUAAAUUUCUACAUUCACAUAAAUUGGUUAAAUGGAAAGUCUUCAAACUGAAUGUAGCACAGUCCAUGUGAAGUGGCCUGUCCAGCCGUCUUUCGAAUGUACACUUCUCUAGAGAAGAGCCUGGACCAGGCUGAAUGUACGACCCCACCACCACCGCCCACACAGAACGCUCACAAUGCCCUCUGCUGACCAGCCAUUGUCCGACUGGCAGCAGGUCUCCCCUGGCCAGAGUCAGACUGUCAGCUGGCCCCAGCAGCGUGACAUAACGAGAGCCGCUGCUCCUGGCUACGCCUGCGCCCCACUCUGAAUGGGAAAUAAUGAAUCAGACACUUUUUGCUUAGUUGCCCAGCAAAGCAUUUUUCUUUUUCCCACAUAAUAUCCAUCCUCUCUCUGUCUCUUUCCGCCCCAUACAGAAAUCUGUAAAUGCACAAUAGAGGCCCACCAGUCUGAGCAUGCCAGGGUGAUCCCGGAUCAUUCCACAUGUAACCGCUGCAUAAACUGCCAUUUUAUUAAUUUUAUUGUGUCCAGACAUUUUUUGCAGUGAAUUGGUCGAGUAGCAGUUUCUUUUCUUUUUGUCUGGAUCAGUGCCCUUUGUUCAUUGAGGGGGGAAAUCCUGUGACACUAUGGUGCAUGUGACUACUAGUGCCGUGCUUGCUUGACAGUGUAGUGUAGCGCCGUCUCUUCUUCCAAAUUUGUCAGUAGGUCUGUGUGCUUCACCUUCUUCUUUCACCAGCUGAAAUUGUAGUUGGAACUGCCCCAUCCUGAUGAAUUUUGGAUAGACGGGGAGUUUUUUGUUUUUUUUCUAAAAGGGGUCAGGUUAAUUUGUAAUCAAUCUUAUUUCAAGUUGUGUACAUGUGCUGAAAGCAGGCUAGGUUUCCUAAUUUAUGACAUGAUGUCAAACGUCCAAGGUUUGUCUCCUCCGCCUGCCAUUGAGCUGCGUGGUGGUUCCUGAUGCUUCUGCCAGAGAAUGCAGUUUGAAUUUUGAAUUGGAGAAGACACAGUGGGAAUUUAACCUGCUUUCAGCCCUGCAGUACAUUUUCUCUAUAUAUUUACCUACUACAGUGCUAUGGUAACUUAAGGUUGGAACAGUUCAUGUAAGAACUGGCACUUGGAAUAGUUCGCUCUAGUUUGUCCGUCAUGGCUUUUUGGAGUGGUUUCAUUCUUUUCCUGAGGACCAAUCUCUGCUCUUACAUGAACAACUCCUUACUGUCACAUUUAAACUAUCACUGUUUAAAACUACUGACUAAGUUAAAUGCCGACUGCUCUGGGAUUAACUACAUUUUAGCCUUGUUGGUGUGGAUCAUAGCGACUUUUUAUUAUUUUAUAUAUAUAUAUAUAUAUAUAUACUGUGAACUCGAAGCAUUUUUUGCAUUUUGAACAGUAACAGAAUUUUAUACAAAAUAUAUUUUGUAUUUUUGCUGCGGACCAAUCUUUAUUUUUCUUCCCCCGUUUCUGUCCAAAUGUAAAAACCAAUAUUCAGAACUAGGUUAUUAUGAAUUAAGGGAUGAUCCUUUUCAGAGUUGACUAAAUCAUGUGGGGUUUUUUUCACUCUUUCCUUUGUGAAUUUUUGAAAAAUUCCAGAGGAAGGGAAUGUGAAAGUUCCCCCCCCUAUGUGAGAGAGGGUACCGUUGCAGGAUGUAUCACGAUGUACUAAAGGAGAAACUUUGCUGUUCUAAUUCUUUCUUUUGCUGUUCUUUGGAUGGUCAAGAUGUGCUAAAUAUCUGUGCUACGAGUUUGACGCUUCAAUAAAAGAUACUUAUCUGUGCAAA
Messenger RNA from Limanda limanda (common dab), 3983 nucleotides. RefSeq names its product adenosylmethionine decarboxylase 1 (gene amd1). Bases 188 to 1198 code for a protein of 336 amino acids. Gene Ontology annotation, biological process: spermine biosynthetic process; spermidine biosynthetic process. Gene Ontology annotation, molecular function: adenosylmethionine decarboxylase activity. Gene Ontology annotation, cellular component: cytosol. Lineage: Eukaryota; Metazoa; Chordata; Actinopteri; Pleuronectiformes; Pleuronectidae. The transcript is spliced from 9 exons. The record is from RefSeq and is a predicted model, not a curated record.